Messenger RNA from Trichoderma breve, 993 nucleotides. RefSeq lists its product as uncharacterized. Gene Ontology annotation, molecular function: heme binding. The transcript has 2 exons. The record is from RefSeq and is a predicted model, not a curated record. NCBI's taxonomy places the organism in Eukaryota, Fungi, Ascomycota, Sordariomycetes, Hypocreales, Hypocreaceae. The coding region runs from base 1 to 993 and encodes 330 amino acids.
AUGGCUACUCGAGAGUAUAGUCGAUGGAAUUCGCAAGGUGUUGAGAAAAUUCCUGAAGGCGAAGCUGAUGACAUUCGAGCUGUCGUUGAGAUAUUCAACGGGUUGCAUCAGGCCAUGUUUCAAAUGAACGGCCACGUCAUGUCCGGAACUCACGGACGAAGCCAUGGUGUUGUCAAGGGCACGUUUAUCGUCCCGGGCAAUCUACCUAGCCACCUGAAACAGACGGAACUAUUUGCGCAGGCUGGCGAGUAUCCGGCCGUUUGCCGCUACAGCUCUGCCCUGCCAGACCCGAAUGUGGAUGACCGCAUUCCCCAGCCUCGAGGUUUUGCGAUAAAGCUGUUCGGCGUUGAAGGUGAAAUGUUUCAGGAGGGGCGCGAUUCUCCUACUCAGGACAUUGAGUUUAACAGCACACCCAUUUUGGAUUUGGCCAACGCAAAGACAGCCAAGGAAAUUAUUGCGCUCAGACUCAAGCACGGCGCAGAUCUAGUUGGCCUCUACAAAGACUUUGAUGCCCGGCCCGAUGCCGAAUUGCACAAGAGCCAGGAUCAGAUACGCAGCACUCACCUAGAAUCCACUCGCCAAUACUCCCAGACGGCCUACCGGUUUGGUGACUACAUAAUGAAGUUCUCCCUUAUUCCAUCAUCUGAGAUGCAGCGUGAACUCUACAAACAGACAGUCCAAUCUAGUGACACGCAGGACGUGUUACGCCACUGGCUACGCGACUUUCACUUGCACAAUGAGGCAGAGUACGAAUUUCAAGUGCAAUUGUGCGAGAAUCUAGAAGACCAGCCGAUAGAAGAUGCUAGUAAGGAGUGGGAUGCGGAGAAGCAUCCAUGGGAGACGGUUGCCAAAUUGGUAAUUCCGAAGCAAGACAGCUACAACCCCAUUAGGAAGAAAUUUUGGGAGGACCACAUAGUGAUUAACCCAUGGCACGGCCUCGUAAGCCUGCAGCCGCUAGGGGGAUCAAACAGACUGAGACGAGUCGAUACGUAA